GCUCAGUAUGUGAAGUAUUCUCGCGGAAUUGCAAGUGCGCGACACGCACGCGAUAAGUUUUCGGUUGUUUGGCGGCGCGAGCGACACUGUCUGUGUGUGCGUGUGUGGAGGCGGGUAUAUGAGCGCGCGCGCACUCACCGCCGCCGCGCGCACCGAGCCGGACUCGUUAUGUAAAAGAGCGAGCAGGAGAGCACACGGCGGCGGCGCGAGCACUCGGACUUGAGCAGGCAGGCGGUCCGCGUAAGUGGAGCUCGAGCGCGCGGGCUGACUGUGACUCGGACUCUGGGACUGAAGUUCUGCAUCUACGGCACGCGGAGGUCAGCGGCGAUGAUGAGCCCGGCGGCGCUCGCGCUCUCCCUCGCGCUGCUGCUGCUCCGCGGCACGGAAACGCACGCGCUCACCGUUAAAGCACUGCGGUCCGGGAACACGCGGAGAGACGACACCAAUCGCCUCACAGACUUGUUCCGUCAAGAGGAGGUUGUCAUGGUUACGGGAGGCGGGCAGAUCCACAGCCCGCGGUACCCGAACGCCUACCCCCGGAACCUGCUGUUGUCAUGGAAACUGCUCUCUGCCCCACACACCCGCAUCCUGCUGGAGUUCGACGGGCAGUUCGGCCUGGAGGAGCCCGAGAACAACGUCUGCAGGUAUGACUUUGUAGAGGUGGAGGACAUAUCUGAGACCACCACUAUAAUCUGGGGUCGCUGGUGUGGGAGGAAAGCCCCCCGGCCCAUAACGUCCAGGACCAACCACAUCAAGAUCACCUUCAAAUCAGACGAUUACUUCGUGGCCAAGCCGGGAUUCAAACUGUGCUACACUCCAGUGAAUGAUCCUCCUCUGCUGUCCUUUACUAACUGGGAGACGGUCACAGCCGUGUCGGAUGUAACUGAAGCUCCCCUCUCAGUGGAUGAUCUUGAUGAUGUCAUCGCCGGGUUCAGUACGGUUGCGGAGGUUAUGAAGCACCUGAACCCUCAAACCUGGCAGCAGGACCUCAACAGCAUCUACACUCACACACACUACUACAUACCACGCAGUUACUAUGCCGACCGCACACAGAAGGUUGAUCUGGAUCGUCUGAAUGAAGACGUAAGGCAGUACAGCUGCACUCCGCGCAAUUUCUCGGUCAACCUGCGGGAGGAGCUGAAGGCCACCAACGCAGUGUUUUUCCCACGGUGCCUGCUCGUGCAGCGCUGCGGCGGAAACUGUGGCUGCGGCACGAGCAACUGGAACUCCUGCAGCUGCGGCGCCGGCAAAACCGUCAACAAACUACACGAGGUGCUGAAGUUCUCUCCGGGACAGAACUACUACAGGAAGAAGACCCGAGCGCGCUGGGUUCUGGAGGAGAUCCACCUGCAGCACCACGAACGCUGCGAGUGUGUGUGUCACUCACGGCCUCCUCGAUGAAACACACAUGCACACACCUACAUACAUACAGCGUCCUCUCAGUGUUCUCUCCAGCCUUGACUGAUGCAGAUAUGUAGCCUUCUGUCUGUGUGUUGAUAUUUUGUAGUUUUAUCUGUCUGUGCCUUCCUGCACACACACACACACACACACACACACACACACACACACACACACACACAUAGUAACUGCAGUAUUAUUUAUUUCUGUGUUUUAUAUGGAGAGUAUUAUAGACAGUAAUGGGACCAAACCAGCCUGAAAAAAUAGCUUUUGUUUCUGCCAGCUUCACAUGCGCACACACACACACACACACACACACACACACACACACACACACACACACACACACACACCCGUCUGUCCUCUUUGUAACUCUGGAACAUCAAAGCAAAAAGCCAGAGAAGUGUUACACCCGCCAACAAAAAACAUUGCAUUCCCUGCAUUCCAGCUCUCUCGCUCACUCUCUCCUUAAAAACAGCCGCUCUCACCUGCACACAGGUGUUUCUGCUCGAACAGUAAUCACCUUUUACAACCUUUCCAGUCAUUUUCCAUGUGCGUCCAUUUCCUGUCCCCAGGCUCCGCCCACAAAUGUGUUCUUUCGGAGCUAAUGGCUAAUGUUGGGAGGUUGAACCAGCUUUACAGACUCAGUUUAUAUCACAAUACCUACAUUUAGAGUCGGUUAUUCAUUCAGCCUAAUGAGAAACUGUAGAACAGACUCAGUUUAUAUCACAAUACCUACAUUUAGAGUCGGUUAUUCAUUCAGCCUAAUGAGAAACUGUAGAACAGACUCGGUUUAUAUCAUAAUACCUACAUUUAGAGUCGGUUAUUCAUUCAGCCUAAUGAGAAACUGUAGAACAGACUCGGUUUAUAUCACAAUACCUACAUUUAGAGUCGGUUAUUCAUUCAGCCUAAUGAGAAACUGUAGAACAGACUCAGUUUAUAUCACAAUACCUACAUUUAGAGUCGGUUAGUCAUUCAUUUGAGAAGUGCUGUUUCUCAUUAGGUUGAAAUGGAUUUUCAUCAGUGGUCUGUAAAACUUGUCCAACUCCACAACAGUAGCUACAAAAUAACAUAUUUUUGAGCAUGAAAAGGUCAGUUUAUGAGUUAUAAACGUAAUGGUGGGGACCAUGAAUCCGAUGGUCUUAAUUUUAGUUUGUUGGGAGCUCAAUUAAACAGAUGAUUCUUUUUAAGCAAUGGUUUGUGUGAACAUUCUGACAGAUUUCACGUAAAAAUAUGUUUCUGUCUCUGAGUUAUUGAAAUAAAUGAUUGUGGAGAUCAGCGAGGACUGAGUACCAAAAACAAAACCAAAUACCAAAGACUUUACACUCUCAGAUUAAACUGUUUUAUAUGUAACUUGUCAUAAAAACACAA
Messenger RNA from Colossoma macropomum (tambaqui), 2769 nucleotides. RefSeq names its product platelet derived growth factor d (gene pdgfd). Gene Ontology annotation, molecular function: platelet-derived growth factor receptor binding; growth factor activity. NCBI's taxonomy places the organism in Eukaryota, Metazoa, Chordata, Actinopteri, Characiformes, Serrasalmidae. Gene Ontology annotation, cellular component: membrane. The transcript has 7 exons. The coding region runs from base 328 to 1401 and encodes 357 amino acids. The record is from RefSeq and is a predicted model, not a curated record. Gene Ontology annotation, biological process: positive regulation of MAP kinase activity; positive regulation of ERK1 and ERK2 cascade; positive regulation of protein autophosphorylation.